Molecule: messenger RNA, 714 nt
Organism: Vicia faba (fava bean)
Lineage: Eukaryota; Viridiplantae; Streptophyta; Magnoliopsida; Fabales; Fabaceae
Source: the annotation of a GenBank genome assembly
AUGGGAAGAGCUCCAUGCUGUGAGAAAAUGGGGUUGAAGAAAGGACCAUGGACUCCAGAAGAAGAUAGAAUCCUCAUCAAUCACAUUAACACUUUUGGUCAUUCCAAUUGGCGUGCUCUUCCCAAACAAGCUGGUUUGUUGAGAUGUGGAAAGAGUUGUAGAUUGAGAUGGGCAAAUUAUUUGAAACCGGAUAUCAAACGUGGUAAUUUCACCAAAGAAGAAGAGGAUGCAAUUAUCAAUUUGCAUCACACGUUGGGAAAUAGAUGGUCAGCUAUAGCAGCAAGAUUACCUGGCCGAACAGACAACGAGAUCAAAAACGUAUGGCACACACAUUUGAAGAAGAGGCUGCCACAAAACCAACAACCCAACAAUGAAAUCUCAAAACAAAAUAAAAAACAAGAACAAAAUGAUGAUCAGAAGUCACAAUGUUCUAGUGACAUUUCAUCCCAUAAUAAUAAUAAUAAUAAUAAUAAUAAUAAUAGUAUUAGUAGUAGCGUUGUUACUACUAAUAAUCAUGAUAAUAGUAACAAUAACGAUGAUGUUGACUCGGCUGAAAAUAGUUUUGCAUUGGAUGAUGAUUUCUGGUCGGAAGUUUUGUCGUCUAAUAAAUCUAACAAUGAGACAAAUGGUGUUAUGGACAUUGGUGCUGAUGAUUAUGAAUUUCAAGUUGGUGAUGAAGGUGUGUUUAGUUCUAGUUCAUUGAGUUUAUGUUAA